Molecule: messenger RNA, 2055 nt
Organism: Xylona heveae TC161
Lineage: Eukaryota; Fungi; Ascomycota; Xylonomycetes; Xylonales; Xylonaceae
Product: thiamin biosynthesis protein (Thi-4)
Exons: 12
Coding region: 195-1721 (508 amino acids)
Biological process (GO): thiamine biosynthetic process
Cellular component (GO): cytosol
Molecular function (GO): phosphomethylpyrimidine kinase activity; hydroxymethylpyrimidine kinase activity; thiaminase activity
Source: RefSeq, a predicted model, not a curated record
AGUUUUAAAUAAAGCACUUUUGCCUCGUUGUGGGCAGAUAACUACGUGAUGGAAAGAUAAAUCAUGCGAUGAUUUAUUGUAUUCGUCUUGAGUGGUAAUCGAUUUAAAGUAGUGCACGGCUCGCUUAUACCUUGAAAAGUCCCCAAGACUUUCUCCAUCGUCAACCUUACAUUUAGUAGAAUAAAGAGGCGCCGAUGACUGGCCGAAGGGUACUUGUAAUUGCGGGCUCUGACAGCUCUGGGGGAGCUGGCUUAGAGGCCGAUCAAAAGGUCAUUGCCGCUCAUGGCUGUUACGCAAUGACCGCAACCACGGCCUUGACCGCACAGAAUACGCAAGGCGUUUUUGAUAUACACAAAAUCCCUGUCGACUUUCUGAAAAAGACCAUUGACCUAAACAUUGAUGAUAUUGGUGUCGAUGUCGUCAAGACUGGAAUGCUCGCUUCAGCAGAAGCAAUUGACGUGGUGGCCGAUGCAUUUAAACGGCACAAUAUUCAGCUGUCUGUUAUUGACCCGGUUAUGGUUUCCACCAGUGGCUCUCAAUUACUCCCCCAGACCGCUGUCCAAGGGUUGAGAGAGAAAUUGCUACCAAUGACUACUAUUCUUACUCCUAACGUCCCCGAGGCAAAGUUGCUUCUGAAGGAUGCAGGCAAAGAUUUCAAGGAGCUUCAAACUCUGGAUGACGUUAUCGAGCUAGCAAAAGCCGUCCAGUCACUGGGGCCAAAGUAUGUCCUACUCAAGGGUGGUCAUCUUCCUUUGACCAAAGGCAGACUUGUGUCAAGCAGUGAGGCUGAAAAGCAUACUGUGGUUGACAUAUUGUUCGGCGAAGGCCAGACAACGAUUAUCGAGUCAGCCUAUCAAGACGCAAAGAACACCCACGGAACUGGCUGCUCAUUAGCAUCCGCAAUCGCGUCCAACCUGGCCCUCGGAAAACCUGUCAUUCAGGCAGUGAGAUCGAGCUGUCAGUACGUAGAAGCAGGAAUCAGGACCAGCAUAAACAGAGGCAAGGGCAGCGGCCCAAUUAACCAUUUCCACUCAACCUAUACGCUUCCUUUUGCACCUGGACAUUUCGUGGAGUAUCUGCUUGAUAGGGCCGACGUCAAGAGAGCAUGGAAAGCGCAUACUGAACACGAAUUCGUUCAACGUAUGGCCGAUGGUACUCUCCCACUCGAGUCUUUCAAGUACUAUCUUAUUCAGGAUUAUCUCUACUUGAUACAAUUCUCCAGAGCAAACGCUCUUGCCUCAUAUAAAGCGAAGACCAUAGAAGAUAUCAAUAUGUCUGCACAAAUUGUUCAACAUAUUCAUGAAGAAAUGCAACUGCACAUUGACUAUUGCAAGGAAUUUGGAAUCUCUAAAGAAGAGAUUGAGCAACAUGAAGAGAGCCAAGCUUGCACUGCUUAUACAAGAUACGUUUUGGACGUUGGUCAAUCAGAAGAUUGGCUUGCCCUCCAAAUCUCUCUCGCGCCUUGUCUAAUAGGCUAUGGAGUGAUUGCACAGCGACUUUUCGAGGACCCAAAAACGCUUCGUGACGGCAAUAUUUACUGGAAAUGGAUCCUCAACUACGCAGCCGAUGACUUUCAAGAAGCUGUGAAGAUAGGAUCGGAACUCCUGGAGAAGCAUGCGAUGCUUCAAUCACCCGCUCGCAUUGAAGAGCUCGUCAAAAUAUUUAUUCACGCAACAAAUAUGGAAACCGGCUUCUGGAGUAUGCAGCCUACUCAAGUAUAAUUACGAUCUGGGAUCCAAGGAGAACUAUAGACGGGAACUUCGUGUACUAUGCUUUGACGAUGCUACGAAUAGACUAUUCAAGACUCAUUUACUGGGAAGAAUAUCACCUACAUUUGUGCAUGGGGUAUUGAUGGCAUGAAGGGAAGAAGCAAAUUCACAAAAUGAAUUUCGUUUCAGCCUACUUCUUCACAAGCACUACAGCUAAAGCUAAUGCGACCCAGCAUUUGAUUGUACAUUUGACUAAACUAUCCUCGGCGGUGCUUUUGCAGUCAUAAAAUACAAGAACACCCGUAUCACGGCAAUAAAGUAUGCAAUAAAAGGAUACAAGAGCCAC